This is a messenger RNA of Maudiozyma saulgeensis, 2559 nucleotides long. The record is from the annotation of a GenBank genome assembly. Lineage: Eukaryota; Fungi; Ascomycota; Saccharomycetes; Saccharomycetales; Saccharomycetaceae.
AUGUUGAAACGAUUAGUUGGUGGUGGUAGUACUACUAAAUCAAAGGAAAAAGAAUUGAUUACCAAUAAAAGAAAAAAUAUUAAAAAGAAAGAUGAUCAAACUAAUAGUGUAAAUAAAAAAUUAUCAUCACAUAAUAGAAGUCGAAGUAAUACUGCAAAUACGAAUUCAUCUAUAGUAAAUAAUUCAAAACCAAGAAUUUUAAAAACUUCAAAAAAUGUUUUAAAUGAAGUUAAUUCAAAUAAACAUUUUAAUGGUUCAAAUAUAAUUAUUAAUCAAUCAUCAAAUUUAAAUGAAAAUUCUACUGAAAAUUUUAAAACUAAGAGUAGUAACGAAAAAAUUGUGAAUGAUGAAGGGAAUUAUACAACAUUACCAGAUAAUGGUAAUACUGUUAAUCAUCAUCAUCAUCAUCAUCACCAUCACAACACACGUGAUUCUGAAACUAACAGUAGAACAGUUAGUGAUAUUGGUGUAACUCCUCCUCGAAAUGAUACCCUUCAGGAAACAUUUGAAGAAUAUUAUGAAGAUAAAAAUACUAAUACUAAUACUAAUAAUAGUAAACAGGUGAAUGAUAUUGAAAAACAAUUAUUAUUUCCCAUAUCCACUGAUUUGCUACCAUUUGGGGACGGAUCAAAUAAAGUAUUUGGUUAUGAAAAUUUUGGUAAUACAUGUUAUUGUAAUUCGGUAUUACAAUGUUUAUAUCAUUUAGAUAAUAUUAGAAAUAUUAUUUUAGAGUACCCAAUGAGAGAUCCUGGUAUUGAAAGAAGAAGAAAAUUUAAAACAAUUGGUAAUACACCAAGAAUAUUUACUAGAGAAAGUUUUGAACCACUAGGAAGUGCUUCAAAUAAUAAUAACAAUAAUAAUUCUUCUUCUAAUAAUAGCUCAAAACUUAGUAACGAUGAAAAUUUAUAUAAUGAUUUAGAGACAACAAAUGAUUUACAGGAUAAUGAAAUGCUAACAUCUAAAUUGAAAGAAAAAGAUACACAUAAGAAAAAUUCAUUUAAACAUGCCUUAAGUAAAUAUGGAUCAGAUGCUGUAUUAUCAAACAAUUUAUUAUCUGAUGCUGCAUCUUUUUCAUCAAAGAAGAAAGAUGAUAAACAACAAUCAAAUCAUAUAAAAUCAGGUCCCGUACAUACUGUCAUUAUGUCAUCGGAUUCUAUGACUGAGAGGUUACAUGACGGUUAUAAGACAAUUAUCGUUGGUAGAAAGGAUAAAAAUGAUAAAAAUUUUGAUAAGAUUCGUAAGUCAGUAAAAUCACGUUCAGCUCCAACAAGUCCUACAUUAAGUUCUAAUAAGAGAAUAGAUUUAGUACCCUUGAAUAAAGAUCAAAAUUUAUCUUAUUCAAUUGAACAAAGAAAGAAAGCUGCAUUAAUUAGAGGACCUGUUCUUCAUAUUGAUCAUAUGAUUAACGUAUCUGCCAAACCUAAUCUUUAUAACACUUUGAAAGAUAUCUUUGAAUGUAUUAAUGAAAAUGAAAAUUUGACAGGAAUUGUAUCACCUACAAAAUUUGUGAAGACAUUAAAAAGAGAAAAUAUUUUAUUUAAUUCUUCGAUGCAACAAGAUGCUCAUGAAUUUUUAAAUUUCUUGUUAAAUGAUCUUAAUGAUUAUUUAACGUAUCAUGCUGCUAAUGUACCAUCAAAUAUCAAAAAUACAAUCAUUGAACAAUUCCAGGGCACUUUAAGUAACAGAUCAAAGUGUUUAACUUGUGAUACGGUGACUGCAAGUGAAGAACCAUUCCUAGAUUUCCCAAUAGAGAUUAAAGACAGUGAAAGCAUUGAUAUUCAGGAAGUAUUGCGUCAUUAUCAUCAAAGAGAAAUUCUUAACGGAUCAAAUAAAUUUUAUUGUAAUCAAUGUUAUGGACUUCAAGAAGCUGAAAGAUUAAUUGGUUUAAAGAAAUUACCAACUACUUUAGCAAUUAACCUGAAGAGAUUUAAAUAUGUUGAAGAACAAAAUGCAAAUGUUAAAUUAUUCAAUAAGAUUUCAUACCCUGCAAAACUUUCAGUUGAAUCCACAUUUGAUCCUGAGGUCUCAAAAGAAUAUGAAUUAACAGGAGUUGUUAUUCAUCUUGGAAGCAGUCCACAACAUGGCCAUUAUGUGUCUUUGUGUAAAAGCAAGGUGUUUGGGUGGUUACUUUUUGAUGAUGAAACAGUUGACUCUGUAGAUGAAUCUACAGUUCUUAGAUUUACUGGUGACUCUAAAGACCAAAGUACUGCUUACGUCCUUUUUUAUCAAGAAACAAGGUCUGAUAUAUACAAACAUAGUGACUCUUCCCAACAAACUAGUGAAUCACCUAAGUUAAGAAGUUCUGAUGCAAAUGAGCCGGAAGACAAUAUUUCUCAGUUGAUAAAAUACGAUGAUUUGAUUACAGAAACUAAACGUAGAGAAAAAAACAGACUACAGCAACAGCAACAACAACAACAACAACAUUUAAUGAGUAGGGAAAACAGUACAAAUAAAGAUAAAGGAGUUGAAGGGACAGUUAAAGAACGAACCAAAAAGAAUAGCAGUUCAUCCACUAAAUCCAAACGAAGAUCCAAAAUUUUGAGCUUCAUGAAGAGUUAG